Molecule: messenger RNA, 741 nt
Organism: Phaeoacremonium minimum UCRPA7
Lineage: Eukaryota; Fungi; Ascomycota; Sordariomycetes; Togniniales; Togniniaceae
Exons: 1
Coding region: 1-741 (246 amino acids)
Source: RefSeq, a predicted model, not a curated record
AUGGCCAGCCUCCCCGCACAACACCCCCGCCUGGCGCUACACCUCACCGACCGCGCCCUCACCCCGAUCAUCUCCUCCGGCAACCCGACCACCUCCCACAGCUCGUCCUCCCAGUCCCAGUCCCAGCAGCAGAAGCAAAAGCAGCAGCAGCAGCAGCAGCAGCUCGCCGCGCUGAGCGCCCUCUCCACCACCGCCCUCACGGCCUACGACGCCGCCAAGCGCCUCGACAUGGGCAGCCCCCUGCGCGUGGUCGUCGAGCACGGCCCCGUGGCCCCUACAGACGACCACGGCGAUGGCGGGGGCGGCCCGCUGGUCCUGCAGAGCUUCAUGUGCCCCAUGAGCCUGGCGCUCGGCCCCACGGGGCGCGGGCGGCGCGGCAGCGACAGCGACGGGAGCCUCGACACGGCGGUCACGCCCACGGAAGGCGGCGGCGGCGGCGGCAGCGGCGGCGCACAUACUCCGGAGGCGGGCGCAAGUGCCGUCAACGGGACAUCGAGCCGCGGGGCAGAAGGCAGCUCGAGACAGGUGCUGGGCAGCGCGGUCAUCGACGACGAGGAUGACGAGGACGACGAAGACGACGGCGCGAACCAUCCGCCCAUGCUGAUAGGCGUCGUGGUGGCGCCGGGCGCGGACGAUGCAUCGGAGGCGAGGAGGGCGGCCGGGCGGCUGGAGAGGCUGGCGCGGGUGUUUCAGACGGAGUGGGUUGCGGAGCAGAGGCGGGAAGAUGACGGGAUUGAGUGA